UCUCUCGAAGUUAUGAAGAAGUUUAUUCGCCGUUUCGAAAAGUGACGUCGCCGGUGCUUCUAACUUUCUGGAGGGGGGGAAGAGAGUCAAUUGUGUGGCAGCGGAAAGUGAAACUUACAGUUAACUUAUGUAAACUUCACCAGACAUGGACUUCAGAUAUUUUAUCUGCGUUGUAACCUGCGCGGCUUCGGUGCUGUUUCCACUUCAGACCAGGCAUGAUGAACUAGUGAAUGUGGAUUCAGAUAUUAUUUGCUAAAAGAUAAUUGAGUCAGUGAGUGUUUAUAGUUAUCUUGAAUUCGGACAUUGUAAAGAUGACUAUGUGUUAACCUUUUUGCUCUGGAACGGGAGUUGUAUCCUCAGGAAGUUUUUUUUGUGGUUGAGAAAAUUCGGGACGAACGAAGAAGAAGCAGCGUCAAGACACUUCAGAACUCCACUUUUUCCCUCGUUGUGCUGUGUCAAAUGUCGUGCAGAAAACCACUGACUAGUGUAAAAUGAGAAAUAAGAACUCAAAAGGAGGUGUUUUGUGGUUUUGCCGACGUGUUUAGCCACUGUCGAGGCGGUACCGUCACCGUGAACUCCAUCAUAACCCAGUAAUCCAGAGGGAGUCUUGAGGAGUUCGGAGAGCAGCGGCUCCGCAGCCCGGGGUGCUUAUUGAGGAAUGUGUGGCCUCGAGCUGCUUUUUUCCUCCCGAGUCUGGAUCCAGAGGCCACGUUGGAGAGAAGAAACAGAUGAUGGGCUGCAGAAACCCGAUCUCGAGCGCAUGACGUCAGGCGACAUUCCGGAGCGCGCGCGUGGGGCUCGAGCUGUUUCCCGACGGAGCUCAAUGAGCGAGCGCGCGGUCCUGCUGUAGCUCCCGCGGUUGUCUCGCGACCCUACAGCAGUUCGUGACCGCGUGCAGCGCGACUCGCUGCGCGUCCUUCGACUCCGCUGCUUUCAAUCCACGUCACUCUGCUCUUCCUGGGGGUUAAACUUCAUAAUCCGAGUUCUUUAAACAGUGGAUAUUGUGAUGAAUUUGACAGGACCGAAUUUGAGUUUCAUUAACAGUCAGAAAGGCAGUCCAGCAAAGUUCUCCAUGAAUGUACGUCACAAUGAUGAUGACAGACCAGAUGCCGCUGGAGCUGCCACCGCCCAUGAUGAAUGGGGAGGUCGCCAUGAUGCCACACAUGGUUAAUGGGGAUGGAGCGCAACAGGUCAUACUGGUUCAGGUGAAUCCUGGAGAAACAUUCACCAUCCGGGCAGAGGACGGGACUCUGCAAUGCAUUCCAGGGCCAGCUGAAGUGCCAAUGAUGUCACCCAAUGGUUCCAUUCCUCCUAUCCAUGUGCCCCCAGGUUACAUCUCCCAGGUUCUAGAGGACAACACUGGGGUUCGACGGGUGGUGGUAACCCCCCAGUCUCCAGAGUGCUACCCCCCAAGCUACUCACCAGCCAUCUCCCCCACCCACCACCUGCCCCCUUACCUGACCCAUCCCCACUUCAUCCCCAAUUCCCCUACACCCUUCUACCCACCAGUGAGCCCAGGAGAGAUGCCGCCUCAUCAGUACUAUCAGCAUCACCUCCCCCACAUGUAUGGCGAAGAGAUCAUCCCUGUGUAUGGCAUGUCUAGUUACAUUGCCAGAGAUGAACAGUACAAGCCACAGUCUAAGAAGGGCAAGCUGGACCGUCAGAACCGUCUCAACAGCCCACCCUCCUCUGUCUAUAAGGGCAGUGCGGGCUGCAGCACCAUCUACAAUGGCAAGGGCCAUGUGGGUGGGGGAGGAGGGGGUGGCGGUGGUAGCCCUGGUGCCAAGAAGCCAGACCGUCGGGCUCGGAGCAGUCCUAGAACUAGUGAACAGGACCUGCAGGAUCACGAUUCGGAGACUAAAAGAGUUCAAGAUAUGCUUUCAGGAAUCGACAAACCGCAGGUGUCCAGUGUUCAGGCACGUACAGCCCGGCUGACUUGGGCCCCGCCCAUAGGUCUCGUGAACCGCGACAGGAACACCAACGGCCUGCCGUUCACUUGUAUCUAUGAAGUGUCGCUGUCUGACAAGGGCCGCGAUGGGAAGUACCGCCUUGUCUACUGUGGAGAUGAACUAGAGUGUAACCUGAGUGACCUAAGACCAGCAACAGACUAUCAUGUGAGAGUAAAUGCCAUGUGCAACACCGUGAGGGGGUCUUGCUCCGAACCAGGGUCCUUCAGCACCCUUAGCAGUGUGCCAGAUUGCCCCUUACCACCAAAACUUUCUCACAGAACCAAGAGCAGCCUCACACUGCAAUGGAAGCCUCCAGUAGACAAUGGAUCUAAAAUCACCAACUACCUGUUAGAGUGGGAUGAGGGAAAGAAGAACAAUGUUUUCAGAGAAUGUUAUUUUGGAAGCCAAAGGCAUUAUAAACUGACAAGACUGUGCCCUGCCUUUGGAUACACAUUUCGACUGGCAGCAAGAAAUGACAUUGGCACCAGUGGUUUCAGCCCAGAGGUGGUCUUCUACACGACGGGAAAUCUCCCCCAGCUGCCUCUACCGCCGCGGCUGGUUCGAGCUGGUAUCACCUGGAUCACACUGGAGUGGACCCGACCUGACGGCUGCACGGCAGAAGAGAUUAUCACUUACACCUUAGAGAUACAGGAGGAGAACAAUGGAGCUGAAUUUCAUCCAAAGUACACUGGAGAAAACUUGACAUGUACUGUAGACGGCCUGAAGAGGAGCACACAGUAUAAGUUCAGGCUCAUUGCCUCCAAUAUGGAGGGUAGGAGCAGCCCCAGCGAGGUCCUUGUGUGCAACACAAGUCCAGACAAGCCAGGCACCCCUUCCAAACCCUGUGUUAAGGGGGCGGUCACACCCUACGGCUUCUGUGUCAGAUGGGACCCUCCUCAAGACAAUGGUGGAUCUGAGAUUUUGACAUAUCUCUUGGAAAUUUCUGAAGGAAACUCUGAUGUGAACCAGUGGGAUGUGGCAUACAGUGGACCUGCCACAGAGUGGGAAUGCCAGCAUUUGAAACCUGCCACUUUGUACCGACUGCGAAUUUGCAGCAUCAGCACAGGAGGCCACAGCCAGUGCUCUGAAAGCCUUCUGGUCCGUACUCUGAGUGUGGCUCCAGGUCCAUGCCAGCCCCCGAGGAUCAUGGGUAAAGCCAAGCACAAGGAAGUCAGUUUACAGUGGGACUGUCCUACUUUUGAGGGGGCAUGUGAGGUGACAGAAUACAACCUGGAGAUGAGUUCUGUGGACACUGAGCCUGCUGAAGUGUACAGUGGGCCUGCCCUGGAGUGCACCGUGGGAAGCCUGCUCCCUGGCGCUACCUACAGCUUUCGUGUGCGUGCUGCCAAUGAGGCUGGGUAUGGACCUUUCUCUCCAGCCACGGAAGUGACGACUGCCGCUGGACCACCAGGUCAGUGUGGGGCACCCAUGCUGACCUUCAUAUCCAACUCCUGUGUUCUGGCAAGCUGGGAGAGUCCAGAGAACCUUGGAGUUGACAUCUCUGAAUAUCGCUUGGAAUGGAGCUGUGGAGAAGGCACCUUUGAGCUUGUCUACUGUGGGACAGACACCCAGUGCGAGAUAUCAAACCUGACUGCAGCGACGCAUUACUGCUGUAGACUGCAGGCAACCAAUCAGGCAGGAGCAGGUCCGUACAGUGAGCUGGUGAGCUGCCAGACCCCUGCCAGCACACCUGACGUUGUGUCCACCUUCUGUCUGGCGGAGCAAGACUGUGCUGACAAUCAGCCCUUCUCACCUUCCACUUGCCUCGCCCUUAAGUGGGAGGAGCCAUGCUGCAACGGAGCAGAGAUCACAUCCUACACCAUUGCGCUGGAGGACCGCCUCAUCACUGUGGACAAUGGUACCUGCUAUGUGAUCGAGGGCCUACAGCCGGACAGCGAGUACAGUUUGCAGAUACGAGCUGUCAGUGACAUUGGUCCUGGGCCUUUUUGCCCGCCGCUCCGGGCUCGUACCCGGCCACUACCCCCACUACCACCCCGUCUGGAGUGCUCUGCUGCUGGCCCCCAGAGCCUGAAGCUGAAGUGGGGAGAAAGCAGCGGUACCAGAGUCCUGCUGAGCGACGACAUGGUUUUCUCCCUCCAGAUAGAAGACAGGAGUGGACGGUUCGUGACCAUCUACCGUGGGCCAAGCCACACCUACAAGGUACAGAGGCUGGCAGAGUCGAGUAUCUACAACUUCAGGAUACAAGCCUUGAGUGAGGCAGGAGAGGGGCCAUUUUCAGACACCUACACCUUCAGCACCACCAAGUCCCUGCCCCCUGCUCUGAAAGCUCCCAGAGUGGUCCAGCUAGAUGGAAAUAUGUGUGAAGUCACGUGGGAGACGGUGCCCCCGAUGAGAGGAGAUCCUGUCAGCUACAUCCUCCAGGUUCUAGUUGGGAGAGACUCAGAGUACAAACAGGUGUUUAAGGGAGAUGAGAGCUCAUUCCAAAUCUCAGGCCUUCAGGCCAGUACGGACUAUCGUUUCCGUGUGUGCGUAUGUCGCCGCUGCCAGGACAGCGGCCAGGAGCUGUGUGGUCCACCAAGUCCACCCUCGCUGCUGACACUGCGGCGGUGCGAGCCAGUGGCCGCUGGGGAGCCAGACCCAGCACAUGCUGCUAAGGCCCUGGGCCUCAUCUCCUCCGAUGAACAGUUUGCCACACUCAUAGUUCUUGGCUUUGCAAGCCUCUCCAUCCUCAUUGCAUUCAUUCUGCAGUACUUCUUCAUGAAGUGAAAAAGAGGAAGGUUAGGGGGUGAGACGGAUUUUAAAAACAAAAGAAAACUUGAGGUAUAUUUUUAAUGCUCUGUCUUGUUGUCUCAGUACAUAUACAGGCUUUUUCCUCCUGUUCCUGUAUGAGUCUUUUUUCAUGUCUCAUUGCAGCCUCUCUCUCUGUCUGUCUGUCUCUCUCUCGCUCUCUCUCUGUUGUAUUGUACGGAUUAUGUUCAACAGACGCCUUAGCUCUUUGCUGCACCUUGUUUGGGAAAGCAUAUCAAUUUAACAAGCCUUAAAAAGAAGUUGUGGGCAAGCACAGUUGCUAACAGACUGAUGUGCAUGUUUUUGUAAUGUUUUAAAUGUAUAAAACUAAGAAAAAUGUAUGGUUCUUUACAUGGAUGGCCUUACUUAAAUGUUUUUAUCCGAAUUUCCUUUUUUACAGCCAUAUACUUUUUAGAUGUAAUAGCUUUAACAUGUUACUUAUCGUCGCCCUGUGACUUAACGUCAUAACACGUGCAGAGAGGUCAAUUGAUAUCUUGUUUUUUUGCGAUUUUACACAGUUUGAGGUACUGUGUUUCGUUGACUAAAAAUCACAGAGCUCGGAAAACAACUCUACACACAUUAUCCAUUUGGCAAGUCAAAGCCACCAGCAUUAAGCUGCCAAAGCAUUUUGCAAUCCAAGUGUGGUUUAAUUGAUGCUGCUAUCCUGUGUUUUUAAAUAAUGAAACCAGUUAUCUAAUAUAUAUAUAUACAUGUGUAUCUAAAUAUAUAAAAUCUAUAGAGGUAAUGUAAUAUAAAUGAUAAUGGGUUUGAAGUAAAAGUCUCAGAUUGAGUAGGAGUCGGCACGCAUACAACGGUGCUUAAUCUGUGGUCAGUAGUCCACAUGAGUGGAUUGGUAUGUGGCCUGUCUGGAGUAGAUGAAGUACUGUGGCACCCAGUGCUCCGUGCAGCUGCAGUAUUUCUCUGGUCUUGAUGCAUUUCUGGAACCUGGGGGCCCUGACAUCCAGCCCACAGCCACUUUCCCGUCACUCUUUCCCACUAUUCUUCUCGACCUCCAGUUCCUGGAGCCUGUUGCAGACUUGCCUGUGUGUGCUGUGUUAUCUGCUUUGCUGGGACCUGGUGAACGUCUGAGCAGAGCUGUACACGGUAGCAGGCUAUGAGGGUUGGCGGUGGGCUGGGAGGGCUGUGAGCGUGGGAAAACCUUCUGACAGAGAACCCUGCAUUUAGCUGGUCACUCUGAGACCCAGUCUCAUGCCGUGCCGCAGACCCUCUCGCACCCUCUCUCUCCCUUCCCUCUUUUUCUUUCUGGUUCUCUUUGUCUUUCUCGCAGUGAUUCUGAUUCCGAUUUCAUAAGGUGCUUUAUUGGCGUGGUGUCGCAGCCGCAGACAAAGCAGUGGCAAAGCCCUCGAUCUCCUCUGACACUAAGGACAAGCCCUAAGAAAAGUGCGUGCCAAAGGCCAAGGGGACCUUUGCUCCCCUGCUAGCCAAGGAAACGUGCAAACCAGCAGAUUCCACAAAUCCAAAGAGUUUGUCGAAAGUCACACUUAUAGAUUCUUUUGAAGUUGAUUUUGGGGAGCUUUUGGGGGUGGGGCAGCCUACAGUUGGCUCACAGCAGGCCCCUCCCUCUCCUUGAUUGACAGCCUGUAGCUCAGGGACUCUGACCGAAAGGUGAAGAAAACAAAUACGGCAAGGAUGCUGCAAACACUAAGUUUUUUCGGUUUUGGUUUUGCCAUUGCUGUCAUUGUGAGCUAUUAGCCUUUUCUUCUUCAAACUCGCCUUCUAAGCAUUGUUUCCCUGCCUGAGCUGUGCCUUGCUCUGUCAUGUCCAUAAGCAAAAAUGGUUUACUGGCUCAAAAGUACCUUUGCCAAAGUUUAUGGGAAAGUGAGGUAUCAUUCUUUUCUAGGUUUAUUUAUACUAUAUAUUGCAUUCAGUACUUUAAAUGCCAAUUACAGUGCAAUCUUCAUUUAUUUAUUUUUUAAAAAAUAAGAGAUAAGUGUAGUUAUGUACUAAUUUUUUCCUUGUAGCAUGUUAUUUUUUUUUUUCUGUUUUUGUAUGUAUUUUAGAUUUAUAAUUACAGGCCAGCAUUCUUCCGUAUCAAUAAUAACCAUUUUAAACAUUUUUCUUCAGUCAGCGGGAACAUGUAAUGCAGAAAAAUCAUAAAUAUCUGUGCAGUUUUUACGUGUAGCCAAAAAAUCCUGUUCAUCUCUUUCCAAACCAAGUGCUUGAACUUGCAACAUAUUGAUCUUUUUUAUGCCUAGGAAGAUGUAGCAUAUGUUUAUCCAGGAUAUUGUGUCUGUAAUGGGAUGUAUUUAGCUACAUUUUGACAAUUGCUAAAUAGUGUUAUAAAGCUUAUUAUACUGUUUGCCAAAGCAAAGGCUUGUCAACUUUAUGGUGUUUAUUUAAAGGGUCAUGUGACAAGUCCCUUGUGACACUAGUGCAUUGCAAUCCUGAAAAGGAGAUAUUAUCAGUUGUGUGAUCAUGCUUCUUUUGUUUGUUUUGUAAAACAAAGUGUGCCAUUUAAGUGUAUAACCCUUUGAAAUGAACUUUUAAAAAUGAUUUCACACUGAAAAGAGAAACAAUCAACCUAUG
Molecule: messenger RNA, 7244 nt
Organism: Scleropages formosus (Asian bonytongue)
Lineage: Eukaryota; Metazoa; Chordata; Actinopteri; Osteoglossiformes; Osteoglossidae
Gene: fndc3ba
Product: fibronectin type III domain containing 3Ba
Exons: 27
Coding region: 1077-4676 (1199 amino acids)
Molecular function (GO): protein binding
Source: RefSeq, a predicted model, not a curated record